Acromyrmex echinatior (Panamanian leafcutter ant) is the source of this 4067-nucleotide messenger RNA. It is a transcript of the gene so, whose product is annotated as SIX homeobox 1 protein sine oculis. Gene Ontology annotation, cellular component: nucleus; transcription regulator complex. Gene Ontology annotation, biological process: regulation of transcription by RNA polymerase II. Gene Ontology annotation, molecular function: RNA polymerase II cis-regulatory region sequence-specific DNA binding; DNA-binding transcription factor activity, RNA polymerase II-specific. The record is from RefSeq and is a predicted model, not a curated record. NCBI's taxonomy places the organism in Eukaryota, Metazoa, Arthropoda, Insecta, Hymenoptera, Formicidae.
AGUGUUUCUCUCUCGCGCGGCAGCGAGAGAGACAGAACGGCCUCAUUGAUCCGCUGCCUCGCGAGGUCUGCUUGUCCAGAUGUGAUUUAGAUCAAGAUCGCCGAAUUGGAAUCACAGUUGAGAGACGGAUCCGGUGCGUGUGAAAUCACAAGUGAAAUUGGAAGUGAAUUCGUGCGGACUCUUGCCGGAGAGCCGCGGUACUCCGGUUCUUCCUAGCGCAGUCGGUGUUGUUUCUUUGGUGAUGAGUAUCUCGCUGGAAACGACGACGGGGUUAACCGAGUGAAUCGACUGAAGAAAUUCCAUCCGGGUGGAAUUUUCCGGGCACACCCGUUUCUUCGCGAAGGCAUGAUGCUGAGAGACCACCGCAGUCGAAGAUCAGAUUCUUAGCUUGCACCAGAGGUCAUUUAAUACUCGAAUCAGUGCCGAUUCUUGUAAGCUCUUCGGACGCACGAAUAGCUAACGAUAUAGCAAGAACGUGAAAAUGCAAUAGCCAAGGAUUAUCUCCAAUACUUCGUUAAGAAGAGUGAAAAAAAGCAUCACAUUUAUUCUAUGUACAGAGAGGCGUCAUUAAAUUGUCAAGUGGUAUUCGGUAAGAAAAUUUGAAAGAGCAAUUUGGUGACAUUUUCAUCGAGAGAGCGUCACGACGAGAGGCGUCGAUAGGGUUUAAGGAGAGCGAGAGAGACGCUCUUUAAGGCGCCUCUAAUAAUAGCAGCACGCUCGCGAGUGUACCAAGCAGUCUAUAAAUACGAUCGCUGGCCCCGUGGAAACACGAGCCCGUAGAUUUCACGGUGCAACCUGUGUGUGGGCAGUAAAAGCGAGACAGGAAGAAAGAACAGCGAGUCGGAAGAAACGGUGAGAUCCGCGGAUGGAAAAAAUCUCUAUCGCGUAUCAAUUUGACGGAAGUGUUUCGAUGGGAAUGAUAUAAUGACUGUGCGAGUUCCACGAGUAUUUUCAUGAAUGGUUGUAAGCCGAUCGUACCAAAACGACAGGUGAGAAUCGUCGGAAACGAAUUGAAGAUCAUCCAGAGAAGAUCGUCCAGAAUGAUUUGAUCUUUCGAUUGGAAUCUGCGAUCUCAUCCUCGGAUUACUUCGCUCGCAAGAACAACAUCCUAGCAAAAACCCGAUUGAAAUCUGAAGGAAGAUAUUCGAAGAGAUUACAGCAUUGUUGGAAUAGCCAUUUUUUUGCUUUUUGAAACAUGAUUAACGCUGGUUCAAAAACAAAAAACAAGAAUCCGCGACUUCGAUCUGUGAACUGACCGUCGGCUCGAAGCUGCGAUCACAAGACUGAAAAGAAUCUCGUUUCGUAGGAUUCUUUUUCCGCUUCCGGCUGCGAUGUUCGCCGAUGUCGACUGGUGAGAGUUGAAAAUAUCGCGCGCUUCACGAGGAUCUUCACGUGAUCCUCGAUCGAAUGAGACCAAUCAGAUCAAUCUGUCGAACGAACAUUCAAGCGCAACAUUGCUGAUCGAUGAGUAAUGCCUUGGAAAGGCAUACAAUCAUCACAGCACGAUCAUCGACAGUUUGUCAAACGGAAUGUAAAAGAGCUUCACAGUGUUUUCUUGCUUCAAGCUUCACGUAACAUAGUGCAACGAAUUUACAUACCCAAUUGUUUAAAUUAAUUGAACAUGGUUUAAUCAAUGACUAUGAGAGAUAACGUUACACGAACAGGCGUUGAGGAAGAUCAAGUGUACGUAGGGAAGGGAAAGAUACAUUUCGCGAUAAUUAAAAGUCAUCACUAGUUAAACUAGUGAUCAAUUUUGACGGGCAACGCAAUAAGUGUGCCAUCGAACUAUUGUCAAUACUUAAAUUAGGCGACUUUAUCAUUGUCUUAUGCGGACUUUUAUCACUUGUCAUCCUCUGAUUCGUGCACAAGUCAGUUAUAGGAUUAACUUAAAGUGGUUUAAUUUAAGUUGGCGACUCGCCGUGUCUUUUUAGACUAUAAUCAUAGAACUUUUUUUAAUUAAAAAAGAGAGCUUUUAUAUAAUCAAUCUAAACUUACGAGAAUCCACAUCGAAUCAACGACGUUGCGCAUCAAAGAUCUCGGGUCGUCGUUGGGCGCGUCGCGCGAUGCUCUCGGUAGGACGUUCCAAGGAUCCGCAGUGAUCCCCGCGAAGGGUUUACCCCGUGAAAAAUGAGCGGCGAGUAAGGGGUAGCUUUCCUUUCGCGUAGCGUCGGAUCGGAGAACCCGUGAGCGGCGACGCGGUUCGUCGCGGUCGCAAACGCGAAGCGGGUAGGACGAUCGUGUCACAACGGUGGAGGGCGGCGGUACCGUGCGGGGGGUCGUCGUGGACCCCGGAGAUGACGCAGCCAUGAUGGCCUACGGGGGCACCGCUGGUAACGGGGGCGCGAUGGGCCCGACGUCCGGCGGCGGCGGCGGUGGUAGUGCGGACGUCCUGGGUACCGCUGCCGGCGACUACAGCCCUCAGAGCACCCCCACACCCUUGACCGGACACUCGACGACGGCCGGCACGGUGGAGAAUGCUUACACCCCCGGCGCGACCGGGGCGGCCAGCUACAGCCCCCAGGAUAGCCCGGCGAGCUCUGCCGGAGGCAGCGGUAACGGCCAGCUGCCGAGUUUCGGUUUCACGCAGGAUCAAGUGGCGUGUGUCUGCGAGGCGAUGGUGUCGAAUGUCCAGGUUCUUCAGCAGGCAGGCUCCGUGGAGAGGCUCAGCCGAUUUCUAUGGUCUCUGCCGGCGUGCACCAGGUUGCACCGGCACGAGAGCGUGCUCAAGGCCAAGGCGAUCGUCGCCUUCCAUCGGGGCCAAUUUAAGGAACUCUACAGGAUCCUGGAGAGCCACACCUUCAACCCGAACAAUCAUCCGAAGUUGCAGGCUCUCUGGCUCAAGGCCCACUACAUCGAAGCCGAGAGGCUGCGCGGGAGGCCCCUCGGCGCAGUUGGAAAGUACCGGGUGCGUCGUAAGUUUCCGCUACCGCGCACAAUCUGGGAUGGCGAGGAGACGUCUUAUUGCUUCAAAGAGAAGUCCAGGAGCGUCCUGAGGGAUUGGUACGCCAACAAUCCGUAUCCGUCGCCGCGCGAAAAGCGGGAAUUGGCGGAAAGCACCGGCCUUACCACCACGCAAGUCAGUAAUUGGUUCAAAAACAGGAGACAAAGAGAUCGUGCCGCCGAGCAUAGGCACACACUGCUUUGCAAUUUCAGUGGCCAGAGGGAGGAUAAAACUCACGGCGGAGGUCUCGGGGAUUCCAGCAGCGAGAGUGGCGACGAGACGAAGCGGCAAUCCGGCCAGCAGCAACAGCAACAACAGCCGUCUUCCUGCGCGGUUCAACAGCAACAGCAGCAGCAGCAACAAAUGGUGGACCAUCAGCAAACCUCUAGCAUGUACCAACUUCCGCCACCAGCUUCCGUCUCAGUUUCCAGUCCGCAUUCGUAUCACCAAGGCCACAGCUCGACCUUGAGCCAUCCACACAUGCAGCACCACGACACGAGUAGCGAAAGCGGCGACGAUAAGAGAAACCUCCAUCAUCAAUUACAGCAUCAUAUCCAGGUGGGCACUCACGGCGCCCAUGGUUUAGUCCAUCCUGCCGCCACCUUGCCACCACCACCGCCUAGCUGCGCUCAACAGAAAAGUCAGCUAGAUUACAUGCAAUACUAUCCACAGGACUAUCUAAUCGGAACGCCAACCUCCGCGGAUCUACAGAAGUCCUUACCGCACACUGCAACGUCGAUGCAGAUGGGUGCGAUCGCCCCUUCUAUGGGUGGAUUGAGCCCGAUGGGCCCCUCGACGAUGCUAUCCAACACCAUGCAAAGCGUCAACACCAUGAAUACCAUGUCGAUGAACGGCAUGGGCAUGGGCGCUUAUCAAGGCAUGGGCUCUAUGGGGAUGUCCACGUCGCAUGCGAGUUACCACAGCGGCCUCGUGCUGGGCGAAUACCAUUCGUUGUGACCUUGGGCCCCAAGUACUCAGAGCAAGAGGAGCCAAGAGAAGACUUAAUGCACAUCGGCGGAGCGCAAGACUUCCGAUUGAUCAAGGUACUCAAGUAGCUUGCCGAAAUUUGGAUCGGCAAUAAAUUAUUACUGUUGAAGAAAAAUAAAGACCUGCUGAAAUUCAUUUA